UCAAUUAAGUUAAUCUUAGUCUUAAACAACCCAUCAGAUGCCAACCAGCAAAUGUGUUAAGUAAAACUAGUUCUCUAUUUUAAAUUAACAAAAAGCAUUACGCAAUUUAUUUUAUAUCGUAGGAAAAACACAUGAAUAAGUGAUAUUUUAUAUGGAAUUUCCAGCGUUUAAUUUCUAAUCAAGGUGAUACAGCGAAUAGGUCUUUUAAAGCUUCUGUGUAUGAAUUUAAAAACAUACGGACAUAUUUUACAAUUGCAAAAAAAUGUUUGACAAAAUUAUAUAUUGGGCACGAGUGUUUUGCUGUUUUAGUAACUGUUUGUUUGCUGCGCAUCGAAUGUUUGUUUGCGUGAUAUGGCUAACUUUGGUUGAAAUUAUUCGUUGCCAUGGUAACACUGAAGUGACGGAACGCUUCCAAUGUGGCCGCCAUAACUUUUGUGAACGGCGAGGAUAUGACACGUGCAUCGGCCCACCACUUGUUACGUCGAUUGACGACUCCUACUGUUACCCGUGCAGAAGGCUCAAACACACGUGCGGAAAAACGGAUCAACAAGAUGGAUGUGAUAUAUACUGCAAUGAACUACUGCAGCAGAAUAGUUCAAUGAUUCCGGUGCAAAAUACUGAACAAGAUGGAUCUUCAACCAUUGUGAUAGUCGUUGCCAUAUUAGCAUCGGUAGUUGUCACAACACUUCUAGUCAUCUCCGUUUGCAUGUUAGUGAGGGUGUCACGGCGUCGAGAUCAUAAGCGUAGAAAUCCAGAACCGGUUGUGAAGUACAACCCCAACCGUAACCAUGACAUCGUCGAAAACGAAACCGACGAGACUAUGCCGCUAAAAGUAGGAGGGAGCACAAGCGACUGUUCGGGAAAUACCGUGAACAUUUCCCAAACAGCACCGGACGACACGAGCGAGCAUUCGGCAAAUUCCGUGAACAUUCGCCUAACACCGGACGAGACGAGCGAAUGUUCGGCAAAUUCAAUGAACAUUGCCCAACCGAUCCAAGACCCACAGCCACCGAGACGAAACGUCGUAUACGCCCUGAAUAACUCUAAUAAAGAUGAACAUCAUGUCAGGAAAGAAAACUAGUAACAGAUGCCUAUAGUGACAAUCAUAGCUGGGGAUGCAUGGAACUUGUGCCUAUGCUUUAAUAGCUCAUACAGUUGAAUGCUGCAUAAUUAUGCUUAACUUUUGGUUGUGAUCGACUUAUGCUUAGCUUUGAGAAAUAUUUAUCGUGUGCCAAUGCUUUACCUACCGUUAUCAACUUAUGCUGAACAUAUGCUUACGCUGAACGUAUGCUUACACUUAACUUAAGCUGCAUGUAUGCUUAUGAUUAACUUAUGGUUUCGCUUACGUUAUGCUUAACUUGUGGCUAUGCUUUACUGCGUUUAUACUCAUUACUUAAUUUAUGGUUUACCUAUCAUUAUGCUUAGGUAUUUUGUAUGCUAUUUUAAGCAUAAUGAUAAGUUAAGCAAUUUGAUUAACUUGUGUAUAUGACUUAUCAGCCCAUGCUUAUGCAGCAUGUUUAAUUAAUGAUUAACUUCUACUUUUUUUUUUUAUAUGGUUCAAGAAACCAGAAUUAUUAUGAAUUUCAUGUUAGAUGUAAUGAUUAUGUAAUAAAAGGGUGUUGGGUAACAUG
This is a messenger RNA of Mya arenaria, 1631 nucleotides long. RefSeq lists its product as uncharacterized. The record is from RefSeq and is a predicted model, not a curated record. NCBI's taxonomy places the organism in Eukaryota, Metazoa, Mollusca, Bivalvia, Myida, Myidae. The transcript is spliced from 4 exons. The coding region runs from base 263 to 1081 and encodes 272 amino acids.